Messenger RNA from Verruconis gallopava, 1088 nucleotides. Its product is annotated as uracil phosphoribosyltransferase. The record is from RefSeq and is a predicted model, not a curated record. The coding region runs from base 154 to 885 and encodes 243 amino acids. NCBI's taxonomy places the organism in Eukaryota, Fungi, Ascomycota, Dothideomycetes, Venturiales, Sympoventuriaceae. The transcript has 3 exons.
GAUCACAAGAGCACACAUCUCAGCGUGGAUGCAGCUCUCCUCUUUCAUAGUCCGCUGCGUGCUCUGCUUCUCCUGUACAGUUCCUCUCAUGCAUCGCAGCUAAUCGUCCCCCGCUGCUCGGAUCUCGCCUUCAGCCCGCUUGAUCUGCACACUAUGUCUACGCUCGAAAAGACGCCGUCCCGCAACCUGGGGCCAUCCUACAAGCCUGACGAAGAAAAACCCACGGCAACCGUAUCGACGGAAAUUGGCCACAGCAAUGUUCAUAUUCUGCCUCAGACACCACAGCUUAUAGCACUUCUCACAAAGAUCCGAGAUGUGCGAACUGAACGUGCAGACUUCAUAUUCUAUUCAAACCGUAUCAUUCGGCUCCUGAUCGAGGAAGCUUUGAAUCACCUUCCUGUUGUUCAGCACACCAUCAACACUCCGCUGAACACGAGCUACCAAGGUGUCAAGUUCGCGGGUAACAUCUGCGGUGUGUCCAUCAUGCGAGCCGGCGAAGCCAUGGAGCAAGGCCUGAGAGAUUGCUGUCGAUCAGUUCGAAUCGGCAAGAUCCUCAUCCAACGUGAUGAGGAGACUUCCCAGCCUAAGCUCUUCUAUGACAAACUGCCUGAGGACAUCGCGCAGAGAUGGGUACUGCUAUUGGAUCCGAUGUUGGCCACCGGUGGAAGUGCGUUGAUGGCUGUGGACGUACUUAAAGGGAAAGGAGUCCCGGAGGAGCACAUUUUGUUCUUGAAUUUAAUCGCCUCCCCAGAGGGUGCUAGAAGGUUUGCAGAAAAGGCCCCCAAGGUCAGAGUCGUGACAGCCUUUGUUGACCAAGGAUUGAACGAGAAGAAUUACAUCGUGCCAGGUCUUGGCGAUUUUGGCGACCGGUUCUACACCGUGUGAAUCCAAUUUGCAAUGCAGUGCUUGGCAGAUUGUGAAUCACCCUCAGUGUAACGACUUUUACCUCGCUAUAGAAAAGCAUAUAAAUCAACAAAUACUAGACAGCAAAAUUGAAGUUUUUCGCAAUUUCUCUUUUACCAAGUCUAUAUACAACCUGGGAUAGGCUAAACACAUGGGCACAACUGAACCAGAUUCCGCAGAACAAA